Molecule: messenger RNA, 7449 nt
Organism: Gadus chalcogrammus (walleye pollock)
Lineage: Eukaryota; Metazoa; Chordata; Actinopteri; Gadiformes; Gadidae
Product: retinal-specific phospholipid-transporting ATPase ABCA4-like
Exons: 50
Coding region: 1-6729 (2242 amino acids)
Biological process (GO): transmembrane transport; lipid transport
Cellular component (GO): membrane; intracellular membrane-bounded organelle
Molecular function (GO): ATP hydrolysis activity; ABC-type transporter activity; lipid carrier activity
Source: RefSeq, a predicted model, not a curated record
AUGGGGUACCAGGUGAAGCUCCUCCUGUGGAAGAACUGGACCAUUCGCAAGAGACAGAAGGGGCGCUUCUUCAUGGAGAUCAUGUGGCCUGUGACGCUGUUCAUAGGACUGGUGUGGUUGAGGGGCGCCCAUCCCCCGUACCGCCAACACGAAUGCCACUUCCCCAACAAGGCCAUGCCCUCCGCUGGGGUCCUACCGUGGAUCCUGGGGAUCUUCUGCAACGCCAACAACCCCUGCUUCCAGUACCCCACCCGCGGUGAAGCCCCGGGGCUGGUGUCCAACUACAACAACUCCAUAUUGGCCAGGUUCUACUCGGAUGCCCAGGACAUUUUGUUCAGCCAGCCGGAGUUCCUUCAGCUGGGCCGUCUCUGGAGAGAACUGACAGCCAUGAGCACCUUCAUGGACACCCUGCGCACCCACCCUGAGCAGAUGGCAGGCCGUGGUGUGAAGGUGGAGGACAUCCUGCAGGACGACGAAGUGCUCACCUCCUUCCUCCUGAGGGACGUACCUCUCACUCAAUCGGUGGUCUACAAUCUGGUCAACGCCCAGAUCCGACCUGAGCAGUUUGCCGGCGGCGUGCCUGACCUGCACCUGAAGGACAUCGCCUGUAGCCUGAGUCUGCUGGAGCGCUUCCUGGCGUUCCCAAGCCGCCUCGGCCUCCACGCCGUCCGCAACGCCAUGUGCAUCCUGACGCCCCAGCGGCUGCAGACAAUCGAGGACCGCCUCUACGCCAACGUUGACUUCUUCAAACUCUUUCGGCUGCUUCCCCGUGUGCUGGACCAUCACUCCGAUGGCAUUGACGUCCAUUUCUGGGCCAGGGUUUUCUCCACACUGCCUGGAAAACUACAAGAGCUGUGGGACAGGAACAGCUCCAGGGACCUGGUCCGGGCGGUGGCGCCGCUGCUCCGGGACGGGCCCCUGUCCUUCGGGGGCCUGAUGUCGGCCGCCUCGGGCCUGGUGUGCGGCUACAGCGAGGGGGCCUUUGCGCGGGUCACCUCCUUCAACUGGUACGAGGACAACAACUACAAGGCCUUCAUGGGCAUCAACAGCUCCAGGAGCCACGCCCACUACGCCUAUGACCACAGCACCACUCCCUUCUGUAAUGACAUGAUGCAGGAGCUGGAGUCGGACCCGGUCACCAGGAUAGUGUGGAGCUCCCUGAAGCCCAUGCUGAUGGGACGCAUCCUCUACUCCCCCGACUGCCCCGCCACCGCAGACAUCAUCCACAAUGCCAACAGCACAUUUGAGGAGCUGGGACGGCUGAGGAGGAUGGGCCGGGCCUGGGAGGAGGUGGCCUCUCAGGUCUGGAGCUACUUCCAGGAGGGGGUCCAGGUCACCAUGCUGCGGGACUCUCUCCGUAACCCUAAGGUGAAGAGCUUCAUCGACCGAGCCCUGGAGGACACGCCCUUCUCCUCCCGUCACAUCCUUGACUUCCUGUACAACGGGCUAGCCCACGACCGACCCGACCGCAUGGCCCCCUUCGACUGGAGGGACGUUUUCAACCUCACCGACCGGGUCGUCCACAUGCUGAACCAGUACGGCGAUUGUCUGAUCCUGGAUAAGUUUGUGGCCGUGCCGGACGAGGAGACGGUCACCCGCCGGGCCCUGGGUCUGCUGGGGGAGGGCAAGUUCUGGGCCGGGCUGGUCUUCCUGGACAUGGACCCCCGGACCACCAAGGUCCCGCCUCACGUCAAGUUCAAAAUCCGCAUGGACAUCGACGCAGUGGAACGCACCAAUAAGAUCAAAGACAGGUACUGGGACCCAGGACCCCGGGCGGACCCCAUGGACGACCUGCGCUACGUCUGGGGCGGCUUCGCCUACCUCCAGGACAUGGUGGAGCACGGGGUCAUCCACAGCCACACCGGCGCGGCGCAGCCCGUGGGCGUGUACCUGCAGCAGAUGCCCUAUCCCUGCUAUGUGGACGACCUGUUCAUGCUGACUCUGAGCCGCUGCUUCCCCGUGCUGGCGGUGCUGGCCUGGGUGUUCUCCGUCUCCAUGACGGUGAAGAGCAUCGUGCUGGAGAAGGAGCUGCGCCUCAAGGAGACCCUGAAGGCGGCCGGGGUCACCAACGGGGUCAUCUGGUGCACCUGGUUCAUCGACGGCUUCCUCACCAUGACGACCAGUACCGCCCUCCUCACCGCCGUCAUCAUGGGAGGCCGGGUGCUCCACUACAGCGACCCCCUCAUCGUCUUCCUCUUCCUGCUGAGCUUCUCCACGGCCACCCUGGCGCAGUGCUUCCUGCUGAGCGUGUUCUUCAACCAGGCCAACGUGGCGGCGGCGUGCAGCGGCGUGCUCCACCUGGCCCUCUACCUGCCCCACCUGCUCUGCUUCGCCUGGCAGGACCGCGUCACCCGCGACAUGAAGGUCCUGGUGAGCCUUCUGUCACAGGUGGCGUUCGGCCUGGGCACAGAGUACCUGUCCCGCUAUGAGGAGCAGGGCCUGGGCCUGCAGUGGGACAACAUGGGCACCAGCCCCCUGGAGGGGGACGAGUUCUCCUUCCUGUCCUCCAUAGGAAUGAUGAGCCUGGACACGCUGCUGUAUGCCGUGCUGGCCUGGUACCUGGACCACGUCUUCCCUGGACAGUAUGGAAUUGGUCGGCCAUUUUAUUUCCCAGUUCUUCCAUCUUACUGGGUGACUAUGGCAGAGGGAGCAGAAGAGAAUGGACCCCUGGUGGAGCCUUCUGGAGCUCACACAUCCUUCUUCGAGGCCGAGCCAGACGGCCUGGUGGAGGGGGUGUGUAUUCGAGACCUGGUGAAGAGGUUCGGCUCUGGGUCCCCGCCCGCCGUGGACGGCUUGAGUCUCAGCUUCUACGAGAGCCAGAUCACCGCCUUCCUGGGCCACAACGGGGCUGGGAAGACCACCACCAUGUCUAUCCUGACUGGCAUGUUUCCUCCCACCUCGGGGACAGCCACCAUCUAUGGGAGGGACAUCCACACAGACAUGGACACCAUCCGCCUAUCCCUGGGCAUGUGUCCGCAGCACAACAUCCUCUUCAAGGACAUGACGGUAGCAGAGCACAUCCUCUUCUACUCCCUGCUGAAGGGCCGCGAUGCCAAGGAGGCUCAGGAGGAGGUGGAGGACAUGCUGCAGAACCUCACGCUGCGCCACAAGAGAACCGAGCUGGCCCAGAACCUCUCAGGGGGCAUGCAGAGGAAACUAUCUGUUGCCAUGGCAUUUGUUGGUGGGGCCAAGGUGGUGAUCCUGGAUGAGCCCACGUCGGGCGUGGACCCCUACUCCAGACGCUCCAUCUGGGACCUGCUGCUUAAAUACCGUGAAGGGCGCACAGUAAUCCUGUCCACGCACCACAUGGACGAGGCCGACCUGCUGAGCGACCGAGUGGCCAUCAUCUCCCGCGGCCGCCUCCACUGCUGUGGCUCACCCCUCUACCUCAAGACCCUGCUGGGGACGGGCUUCUACCUCACGCUGGUGCGCCGCCGAAAGCAUGAGGCCCCCAAGCCCGGGAGCGACUGCACUGACGAAUGUAUGUCUUCCAAGUGCUCCCAGCUCCGGGAGGCGCCGGGGCCCGCGGGCGACGACCAGAUGGACGGCGAUGUGGAGCGCAUCACCGGCCUGGUGAGGCACCACGUGAGCGAGGCCAGUCUGGUGGAGGCGGUAGGCCAGGAGCUCACCUACCUGCUGCCCCAGAGGGACUUCCAGCCGCGGGCCUACGCCAGCCUCUUCAGAGAGCUGGAGGAGAGCCUCUCCGACCUCGGCCUCAGCAGCUUCGGAGUGUCCGACACCUCGCUGGAGGAGAUUUUCCUCAAAGUGACGACCGGUGGUAACUUGACUAUACGCAAAUGUCUACAAGGUGGGGUUUCCCACACCAACGGCCAGGGGUCAUGUGAGGAGUUAGACGCGGGCCGGGGCUCUUACCAGGUCAGGGGCCCGGGUCUGGUGUUGAAUCAGUUCUACGCUCUGCUGAUCAAGCGGCUCCACCACGCCACGCGCUCACACAAAGACUUCUUUGCACAGAUUGUGUUGCCAGCCAGCUUUGUCUUCCUGGCCCUGACGUUCACGGGUAUUGUACCCCCUUUUGGGGAGUACCCCAGCCUGACCCUCAGUCCCUGGAUGUACGGCCGGCAGUUCACCUUCUUCAGUAACGAGCGGCCCCUGGAUGCCCAGAUGAGGUACUUUGGGGAGGUGCUGCUCAAUCGGCCCGGCUUCGGGACUCGCUGCAUGGCCGAAGAACCCCUGCAAGACUUCCCCUGCAACAACAUCACCACAGGGUGGGAGAUGCCUCUGGUCAGCCCGGGCCUCAUCGAGGCCCUGGAGGGGCCCUGGUGGAACGCCCUGCGGCCCUCGCCCGACUGCCAGUGCAGCACGCCACAGAAACUCACCAUGCUGCCCUCGUGUCCUGAAGGGGCCGGAGGUCUCCCACCCCCCCAGAGAAUCCAGUCCACAGGCGAUGUUUUGAUGGACUUGACGGGCAGGAACAUCUCAGACUACCUAGUCAAGACCUACCCCAGACUCAUCAAGAGCAGCUUAAAAAGCAAGUAUUGGGUCAACGAGCAAAGGUAUGGCGGCAUAUCGGUUGGAGGACAGCUUCCUGUUCUUGAGGUGGAACCCAAGACAAUACAGGAUGUAGCAGCACAAGUGGGGCUUCUACUGAAUGUUACCGGGGGUGAAUCCUGCAGACGAACUCUGAAGGACAUAGGAAUCUUCCUCAGGUACUUGGAGACCAAGAACAAUGUCAAGGUGUGGUACAACAACAAGGGCUGGCACGCCAUGGUCUCCUUCAUGAACGUGGCCAACAACGCCAUCCUGCGGGCAGCGCUGCCCCGUGCCGCCCCCCUGGAUCAGUACGGGGUCACGGCCGUCAACCACCCGCUGAACCUGACCCGGCAGCAGCUCACCGAGGUCACCGUGCUGAGCACAGCGGUGGACGCGGCGGUGGCGGUCUGCGUCAUCUUCUCCAUGUCCUUCAUCCCAGCCAGCUUCCUCCUCUACCUCAUCCGGGAGCGUGCAACUCAGGCCAAGCACCUGCAGUUCGUCAGCGGGGUCAGCCCCCUGGUGUACUGGCUGGCCAACUACCUGUGGGACAUGGUCACCUAUUCUGUGUCCGCCGCCAUGGUGGUCGGGGUCUUCAUCUACUUCAACAAGAAGUGCUACACGUCCCCCACCAACGUUCAGCCCCUCGUGGCUCUGCUCAUGCUCUACGGGUGGUCCGUGACGCCCAUGAUGUACCCCAUGUCCUACAUGUUCAGUGUUCCAAGCACAGCCUAUGUCUAUCUCUCCUGCAUCAACCUCUUCAUCGGCCUCAACAGCAGCACCAUCACCUUCAUCCUGGACCUGUUCCCAAGCACCACGGGUCUGUACAAGUGUAACCAGCUGCUUAAGAGCUUGCUGCUUGCCUUCCCCCACUACUGCCUGGGCCGGGGCCUGAUAGACAUGGCCAUGAACCAGGCUGUGGCUGAGGUCUACAGCCACUUCGGCGAGGAGUACACUCCAGACCCGUACAGCUGGAACUACCUGGGGAAAAACCUGGCCUGCAUGGCGGCAGAGGGCUUUAUCUACUUCACCCUGACCAUCCUCAUCCAGUACCGCUUCUUCCUCAACCACUGGAUCCCAGACUCCGUCCAGCCUCCGAUGGUGGCGGAGGAUAUGGAUGUGGAUCAGGAGAGAGAGCGUAUCUACAAAGGAGGAAACACCAGCGAUAUCUUGUGCAUCAAAGACCUCUCCAAGACGUACAAGGGCAGUACCACUCCAGCUGUGGACAGGAUCUGCUUAGGCGUGUCACCUGGAGAGUGUUUCGGUCUUCUGGGGGUGAACGGAGCGGGGAAGACCACCACCUUCAAGAUGUUGACGGGUGACAUCGACGUGAGCUGGGGCGAGGCCUCGGUCAGAGGCCACAGUAUACUGACCAACAUCCUGGACGUGCACCAGAACAUGGGCUACUGCCCCCAGUUUGACGCCAUUGAUGAGCUGCUGACGGGCAGGGAGCACCUGAACCUGUACGCCCGCCUCAGUGGAGUGCCCGAGUACGAGGUCGCCCGGGUGUCAGAGUGGGCCAUCUGGAAGCUGGGGCUGUCGGAGUACGCGGGACGCAGCGCCGGGACGUACAGCGGAGGCAACCGGAGGAAGCUGUCCACCGCCAUCGCCAUGAUAGGCUGCCCUGCCCUGCUGCUGCUGGUGAGGCCUGUUCAGACCGUGAUAGGCUGCCCCGCCCUGGAUGAGCCGACCACAGGCAUGGACCCCCACUCCCGGCGCUUCCUGUGGAACUCCAUCAUGAGCGUCAUUCAGGACAAGCGCGCCGUCGUCCUCACGUCCGACAGUAUGGAGGAGUGUGAGGCCCUGUGCACCCGGCUAGCCAUCAUGGUCAAUGGGUCCUUCAAGUGUCUGGGCACCAUUCAGCAUCUCAAGUACAAGUUUGGCGACGGCUACAUGGUGACCAUGAAGAUCCGGGGGGCGGCGCCGGGCCUCAGUCCGGACCUGAACCCCGCAGAGGACUUCAUGGAGGACGUGUUCCCCGGCUGCGUGCAGCGGGAGAGGCACCACAACACGCUGCAGUACCAGGUCAGCUGCUCCUCCCUGGCCAGGAUCUUCCAGACGCUGCUGGUCAACAAGGAGCCGCUCCACAUAGAGGACUACUCGGUGUCCCAGACCACCCUGGACCAGGUGUUUGUGAACUUUGCCAAGCAGAAGCUGAGAGGGGAAGAGUCUAUCGUGUUGCACCCCAGGGCGGCCGGGGCGCGGCGACAGGUCAAGGUCGCGCCCCUGAAGAGGAAGUGAAGCUCCGCCGUUCACCUCUGCAGGAAGAGUGUGUGUGUGCGUGCGUGCGUGUGUGUGUGUGUGUGUGUAGGGGUCAUCAACAACAUUGGGGCUGAUCUACUGGUUCAUGCCAGGUCAACAGAGUCUGCCCGACUUCCAAAGGCUGUGUCACCAUGACAUGCCUGUGCCUACUGAAGGGGUCCCCUUUCCCCAAUGACUGAAUUGACAGAAAUCACUGGAAUCCUCUUUUCUCCACGUAGGGAGAACAAUUGUAAAGUUCACAUCGUCUGACGUGAACACAGAUUAAGUAUGACAGAGAUGAUCAAACCUGCAUUGAGAUUUUCAUUUGAGCUGUACUGUCUGAAGUUCAGGCGCCAGGCUGUGACUUAUGCUGCAGUGGCCAAAGGAGGUGAACCUUCUUUGUUCUGCCUUUCUGUGAGACAGGGAAUGUAGGCUGAAGGGAGUUGAAGGCUGAGCACUUUAUUGAUACAGCCCUGGUGGAAGCACCAAGAGGCCCUUUUUUUUACCAAGUUGGAGAGUCGUGUAUGCAUUGUGUUGCCGAUGAAGUUGCAUAAUGCUGCUGCUGCUAAUGAUUCCAUUGAAUAAUGUUUUAAUUAUAAUUCAUGUUAUUAUAAUUAGCUAUUCAGAUGUUGAUUUUUGUCCAUGCGUUUUUUAUCAUGGGCAUCUUUGUUGCUUGAAUAUCCAAAUUUUUGUCCGCUUAUGAAUGAAGCUCAUCAGUAG